This is a messenger RNA of Neodiprion virginianus, 6313 nucleotides long. It is a transcript of the gene spir, whose product is annotated as protein spire. The record is from RefSeq and is a predicted model, not a curated record. The transcript has 14 exons. Gene Ontology annotation, biological process: Golgi vesicle transport; cleavage furrow formation; actin nucleation. Gene Ontology annotation, cellular component: cell cortex; cytoplasmic vesicle membrane. Lineage: Eukaryota; Metazoa; Arthropoda; Insecta; Hymenoptera; Diprionidae. Gene Ontology annotation, molecular function: actin binding. Bases 55 to 3663 code for a protein of 1202 amino acids.
UAGUCAGUUGCGCGCGGGCAUCGGAUCGCGUCGUACUGUGUUAGCUGACGUGUGAUGGCACUUGAUGUAACGGCCAUAGCGGAGUACAACGACGACGAAAAAAGCAAAGAGGCGUUUGUAGAAACGGCGACUGGAGAUAAUAGCGAAACUUCGUCAGCGCACGUCGGUCCCGUCAGCAGUUGUCGGGCUGCGCGGAAUAUCGCCGCUGAUAACGAUAACAGUGCUAAACGAGGAGUACGGUGGUGUGCGGUGCGAAGUGCUGGUGCUAGUUUCAGUGACGAUAACAACAACGAGCAGAACAAUAAUGAUGAGAACGAGAAUGACAAUGAUGAUAACAACAACGUUGACGAUAACGCAAGGAGGGGAGUGAACGACGGUGAUCGUCCAACGUUCGGCGCUCGCGGUGAGUUUGAAUCGGAGUUCGAUCAAAGCGAACAAUUAUCGUUCAAAGCGUUGGGCCGUAGCCAUUCGGCCUCCGGAGAUAAGAACAAUUACAGCAACAAUAAUCGUAGUGCGGAACGGGUUCACGUGAAUGAGCGUGGUCGUUGCGCGGGGGAGGAAAUCAAUGGUAGCAUCGAGAGCGUCAGCGGCAGCAGAAGCAUCGGCUUGUCGGGCCGGACCGCAACAACCGGCGAAUUAGGCAUGAUCGCAGAGUCCCCCAUUUCUAACUCGGGCGGUAACAGCGGCAAGAAUGCAAACUGGAGAAACAGUGAACGCCUCGCGGAAGUCGCGAUGACCGCCGCAGCGGGCGGCGACGAGGAGGAGUCAGCCCUCGCCCGCAUCGUCUCCCGAAACGAGCGCGACCACCGAGCUACCAGGUCCUGCGAAAACACCCCGGUCACAGCCAGCUGCUGUCCGACGAUCGUCCGAAGCGGCAAGAAGCUUCAUCAGCCACCUAGGCCUCGGUGUAGGCUUAACGCCGACAAUUGUCUCAGCCUCCGCGACAUCCUUCUGUCGUUUAAUGGUCCGAUCAGCGAGGAGCAGGCCUGGGCUCUCUGCUAUCAGUGCGCCAGGUGCUUCAAGAACGCGAUUUUUUCCCACCCUCAUCCCUCACCUCGGAACGACGACCGUCUCUACCACGUCACCGAACUCUCCCACGUCCUCCUCCACAGGGACGGCGACGUGCAUCAGUCAACCAUGCGCAACCCACCGAAUACUGCCGAUACAGAUUCGAGGGAAGCGUUCACAUCGGAACACAAGUUGGUGUUCUCGCUGGGUAUGAUAGUUUUCGCCGCUCUAGACUUUGGUCUGGACGAGGAGGAGGAACGACGCGUAGCUCCAGAUCUCGAAGCCCUAAUAACGCUGAUGACACAACCCGAGGAUGAAUCCGAGGCGGAGGACCGGCUCCAGGAAACCGACGACGAGGGUAUCGAACGGGAUUCUGGGGAGAGCGAGGACGACCCGAUUCAUCAGACUCCCGAUGCUCACGGGGUUCAUCCCGCUGGCUACAUCCGGAGGGUUUGUACACCACGCGCCCCUGCACCAUGCUCCAUCAACACUGUGAUACAGCUAUGCACGAGGCAUCUUCAGGGGACGUCGGAACAGGCGGAUACUCACUACAAGGCGGUCGUCCGCGCUCUAGUCGCAGAGGCUCUGGAGUUGUCUCAUUUUCUGGAAAAGGUCGCCGCCGACAAACAGGGCAAUAAUUCUACGUCGACCGUAACCGGUGAUACAACGGAGCGGAAUCUCGACACCCUCGACUUCAACGACUGGACUAACGUCAGGAUAUGGCGGGCGCUGCAAGCCAGAUUCUGGGUCCAAGUUAUUGGAGAGCUGCGGCGUGGCGUGAAGUUGAAGAAAGUCGAAGGGUCGAUCGGCCCAGGAGGUGAGGGAGGAACCGGAGGUGGACAUCCCGGUGGAAAGCGUACUCGCGUCACCGGUCGAGGUAUAGAGUUCGAAUUGACACCUUACGAGAUUUUGAUGGACGAUAUCAGGGCACGCCGGUAUCGACUGCGGACAACACCAUCACCGUCGCCUGCUCACCUCAGGAAGGACGCCCACGCCGUCAUUCUCGACUUCAUUAGGAGUAGACCACCCCUUAAAAAGGCGUCCGAGCGGAAGCUGCCGCCGUUAAAGCGACAAUCGACGCCGCAUGAACUGCUGAUGGAGAGUAUAAAACGACCCCCUAAACCACUUCGGCCGUCCUGCAGCCCGAAAAGGCUCGGGAGAGACGACGCAACGGAACAGAGGACGCCAACGCGGGAUUUCGUACUUUCAGGUACUGGAACCAAAGAUGAUGUCGAGACAACGAACGCCGGACUCGAUACAACACCGAAAAGUUCUAGGCGUGCAUCGAACGAUCUAUCUCGGCCGCCUCACCAUCCACCGCGCCGUUUGAUCAUACCCGACGACGUCAAGCUCGACGGUGAGGAUGACGACGACGAUGACUGCUGGGGCGAUGGGAAUGAGAUCGAGGACGACAACGACGAAGCUGAGGUUGAAGGGGAGCGACAGAGGGCCGGUGAGUCGGCGAAUCCGUGGCGACGGACAGGUGGGCUCAGACUUACAAGAAACGAGUAUCAUCGUUUCUGCGACACGCAACUAGAGUCUUACGACCUAGCGACCCAGUGCCCGACAAGGAGGAUCUCUAAUCGCCGGCACACAGUGACUAGCGUGACCAGCACUGGACUAGGGACGCUAUCGCUUCCACACUCGAGACCACAGAGUCGGCUGUAUGAGUCUCGGAAUCUCAGGGAUACGACUCUUCCCCGUGCGCCGAGAUCGAAAGACCGAGAUCGUUUUAUCGAGCCGGAGUUGCCCUCCAGUGUAAGCAGCUCGCAGGACGAACUGGGACAAGAGGUAUCGAUGCUGAAGUCGUCAAGCAAGGGGGGAGGAAACUCGUCGCUCGGCAAUAUGUUCCUUGACGAACGUCUCUCGCUUACUCUCGAAGAGAUUGUUCACAUACGCAGCGUUCUGACCAAGGCGGAACUCGAAUCGCUUCCGGUUGAGGGGCGGGUCAAAGAAGACGUGGAGAAGAGGCGGGUUUGUUUCUUAUGCUUGAAAACCAGGUUCGGCAUCCUUGGUCCGUGGGGCCAGCGCUGUCGGCUUUGUGAACGGACCGUUUGCGGAAAGUGUUACAUCAAGAUGCGAAUACCAACGGAACAUUUCGCCCACGUGCCGGUCGUUCUCUUGUCACCGAGUUUGAUGUUGUCACCGGCCUCCGAAGUGGAUGGAAAGGAAUACUCAUCGCCGAGCCAUGGCGCGGUUCGAAAUCUCUGGCCCAGGCCGGCGGGCGGCGUUGGAUCCGCACCAGCAUCUCCGGCCACGAAACGGCGUGACCCGGCAUUGAGAAACACCCCGACACCGACCCCAACUCCAUCCUCUGUUAAUAUUUCGCAUCGCGAGGAUGACGGGACGGCCUGCAACAGCCUGCCGCCGAGCAACAGCAGCCCUGCCGCAUCUUUCCAAAAAAUGGACAAAAGUCGGAGAUUUUACUGCAGCAGCGCGAACAGUAGCCCGGCCCGGACGUCUGCAUCGUCGGCGCGUUAUGGAGCUGGUGAUUUACGGGUCGCCGAGCAGCUGCGAGGUGUAGCAAUGGUCGUUUGCCAAGACUGCCGGAUCCUGGUUCUUCAAAUAAUACAGAGCUCCCGUACAACGCGAGCAACGAUACGCAACAACGUGAUCUCACGACUGACAUUGAACUUGUCUCCCAUUUACGUUUAACGCCGUACCGUGACCUGAACAGUUGUUCGACGGCAGCUUUUUUAAAAUAAUUGAAGACCCUGGUAGGAUAAGCAUGGGUGUACUGCCUUAGCUUGGAUUGGUUCCAUAUUUUUACAAUACCCUUCGAUUGUAACCGUUAUGUUCUGGAAAUUUCACCUUCCAAAUAAUUUUUUUCUGAAAGUUACAGAAAAAAAACGCCAAAUUUUUUUUAUCAAAAUUGAAAUUUGCAGAACAUUAGAAUUAUAAUAGUAAUAACGUACUCUGUUGAUAUUUCAUAAAUGUGUGGUAAACCAAUACACCCCUGCUUAUCCUGCUAUGUCAUUUUAAUUGCGAAUUACAUUUUUACUUUGAUUACAUUUAAAAAGCAAUUGCCAAUUUCAAUUGCACGAAGAAUUAUUUUUUCUUUUCAUUUACGAUUUACAAUUUGGAUAUGAUUUUUGAUAUCGGAUAAAAGCUUAUGGUCAAAUUUUCAAUUCGCUUCAUUUAUUUCGAAUUACAUUCUAUCUAUCGAAAGAAUUUUCAUGAUUUUUUCAAAAUUUUUAUCUCAAUUUGUUUUACAGUUAUGAAUUUUGUUUAAAUAUCUUUUUUCAACUUUCCAAAUGAAUGUAACUCAAAAUGGAAAGAUAAAACGGACUAAGAAUUUCGAAAAACAGCGAAUCUACCUUUCGGUAUACAGAAUAUGAGUUUUAAAAAUAUGAAGCAAAUGAAAAAUUCGAGCUUAAAAUCUUCUCCGAUCUCACAAAAAAUGCGCUAAUUGUAAUCAGCAAUUUCUAUGUCAUUAAUUAUAAAAUGUAAUUAGUGGUGCUCAACACUGCAACUCGACGGUUCCGGUGAUUUCAGAUAGGGCUUGCAUAGCGGGUGCAAAUGUUGCACGCAGAUGUUGCACAUCAAGGUAUCGGAAAAUCAAAAACUUAUUAUAUUCCUUGCCGAUCUGUCCUCUGGUAGUUAUUAAUUUUGAAUGAAUAUUCCAGUUCAUAUAGAUCACUCUUGGUCUACAUUUACGUCAUUAUUUAUUUUACACACAUGCACACACCACGGUAGAAAUAGAGUAAAAGAGAGAAAAUAAGAACGAAAGAGCGAGACAGUUUAUCCAUUUUCUUGUUUGCAGUCUCGCUAUUAUACCACCCGAAUCUAUGUUAUACCUAAAUCAUAUAUAUAUAUAAAUAUUGUUACAAAGGUAACUUUAAAAUAAGAGUUCGCUGAUACAAAAUGAAGUAAAUCCAAAAACGUGGGCCGAUUCUGUAUAUUCACAAAUAUGUGUUCUCUUUAAAGCCUGAAACAUAACCGUUUUUAUAGGCAAACAUCCAUUACAUGCCUAUAUCUUGCAGGGUUAUUCCCUUGUUCAAGUAUACAGGGUGAGAAAGGGUACCUUAGUUACAAUAUUUAUACAUAAAUAGGUAUAUCGAUCAUUGAAGAGUUUUUACAUGUCUCUCGAUGCUAUUGUUAUUUAUUAUCAUCUGAUGUCCACGAUGUCGUUUGGAAAGGAUAAAUAACGAAUCAAUCGGGUGUCGGCAAAUUAACGAAUAUAUGUAUUUAAUCAGAUCGCUUUGGAGCGGUACACUACCUAAAUCGCUAACACUAUAUAUGUAUUUAUAUUUGUAUAUAUGUAUACAUAUGUACGUAUAUGUACAUGCAGUUUCUGUGAGACUGUGCGAUCCCCAAUAUUUUUCUGUUUUAGGAAAACGUGUGUAUGUAUAAUAUAGAGAUAAUUGGCUCCUUUUGUAGCAGUUCAUUUGCAUGUUUUUCGCGUCUUUAGUUCGUCUCGUCUGCCUUGCUUUUUGUUUAAAUAUUUAAGAUUUGAUUAAGAACGGCGGAACAUCCUUUAGAAUCAACAAAAUUUCAUUUUCGUUUCGUUCAAUGUGAUCUAUUUUUUAUUUUUUAUUCAGACUUUGCAGAAUAUAAUAUUUAACAUACGCUCUGUAGAUAUACAUAGUUACAAUUCAGAGUGCGCGUUUCAACCAUAUGUAUUAUGUGUAUGUGAAAGUUUGUGUGAAAAGAGAGUGCAGAGCGUAUAUAGAAAAACAAAAAAAUAAAAUAAACGAUACAGUCAUUGAAGAUCGCAGAAUCCUGAGGGAAAAUACACUAUGUAUUUAUAUGUAUAUGAAAAUUUGUAAAGUAUUUUGAAUUUUGAAGAUGUAUCAUAUAUUAUACUAUAUAUAUAUAUAUAUGUGUGUGUGUGUAUAAUAUAUACACAUAUAUAAAUAUAUACAUAAGUCCUUAAUCAGAUGUAUCUACCUAUUUUUCUUAUACCUAUAGAGAAUUUAGAAGAAGAAAAUCUUUUCUCGGAUCAGAAAUACUCCGCAUGAAGAUCCAUUAUACCUAAGCAUAUAAUAAAAAUGGUCGAAAUAAAGUAUCUGUUAUUGGUUCAACAAAGAUAUUGAAGGAACAAGCCGCAUUAAAGAGUAGAGAUAUUAAAUUUAAAAAAAUUGUAAUUAGUAUAUGAAUUGAAACGAAUUUCUCUUGGAAAUUGUUGUAAUUAAAGAAACUAAAAAAAAAAAAAUCGAUAGAUUGUAAAACAUAGCGAAAAGUAAUAUCGAUUUAGGUGAGCAUAGAAGCACUACGAUUUAUUGAACUUUAAAAUAUAAAUAUAUAAAAUUAACUUAUGACAUUAUAUCAUUGUUGAAUAAACCCAAUUAAUAUAGUAUAAUUA